AUAGUGGCUGUUGUGAUUUGUAGUAGCUAGGAUUGUAAAAAAGAUUGAGAGGAGAUGGCCGAUCAUUCCUUGCAUGAUCCACUUCUUGAUGAUGUGGCCGAUAUUCAAGAGAUCACAAGCUGCCGCGUGUUAGUUAAGGAGGUGAUCUCAGAGAACAAGAAGCUAUGGUACCUGGCGGGGCCCGCAAUCUUCACAGCAAUUGCCCAGUAUUCACUGGGAGCAUUCACGCAGGUAUUUGCUGGGCAUCUCACAACACUCGAGCUGGAUGCGGUGUCAACGGAGAACAUGGUCAUCGCCGGCCUCGCUUUUGGCAUCAUGUUAGGGAUGGGAAGUGCACUGGAGACGUUGUGUGGGCAAGCGUUUGGUGCAAAGCAGCUACACAUGCUAGGGGUGUACAUGCAACGUUCAUGGGUCAUCUUAAACAUAACGUGUGUAGUACUAUUGCCAAUAUACAUAUGGGCCACACCAAUCUUGAGAUUUUUCGGUCAGGAUGAAGAGAUAGCGAAGCUGGCAGGGAAAUUCUCCUUGUACAUGAUACCACAGUUGUUUGCAUACGGGUUUAAUUUUCCAAUACAGAAGUUUUUACAAGCACAGAGCAAGGUGUUGACAAUGGCAUGGGUAUCUGCAGUGGCAUUGAUCUUCCAUCUAGUACUCAGCUGGUUGUUGAUAGUUCAAUUCAAGUGGGGAUUGGUUGGAGCUGCAGUCUCUUUGAAUCUAUCAUGGUGGCUUGUUGUUUUAGGCCAGUUUUUAUAUAUAGCCGUGGGCUAUUGCCCUGGUGCCUGGACUGGCUUUAGCUGGGGUGCAUUCAAGGACUUGGGUGCUUUUGCUCGCCUCUCUAUUGCCUCUGCUAUCAUGAUGUGCCUGGAAUUUUGGUAUUACAUGCUCCUGGUUGUAUUGGCGGGUCGCCUCCAGAAUCCUGAGAUAGCAGUAGCUGCCAUAUCUAUCUGUACCAACCUAAACGGAUGGGAGAUCAUGAUCUUUUUAGGAUUCAAUGCAGCAAUCAGUGUGAGGAUAUCUAAUGAACUUGGAGCAGGGAGGCCAAGAGCAGCCAAGUUCUCUAUACUAGUUGUAGUGCUGUCUUCAGCGCUGAUAGGUGUGUUUUUCCUCGCCCUUGUGUUGGGACUGAGGAAUGUAUACGCACUCCCGUUCACCAACAGCCCGGUUGUGGCACAUGCCGUUUCCAAGCUUGCAGUCAUCUUUGCUUUCACACUCCUCCUCAACAGCGUUCAACCCGUUCUAACAGGUGUUGCUGUAGGGGCAGGAUGGCAAUGGUUGGUGGCUUAUGUUAAUAUCGGAUGCUAUUAUGUUGUGGGCCUUCCUCUCGGAUUCUUGCUAGGUUCUAAGUUGAACAUGGGAGUACAGGGAAUAUGGACAGGGAUGGUCAGCGGAGUGGCCCUCCAGACAGCGAUCCUCACAGGCAUAACGUACUUCACCAACUGGAAUAAGGAGGCCAUGGCAGCUGAAUCAAGGAUACAAAAAUGGGGUGGCUCUGUGGACCCACCAGUGAAUGGCCACAAGGCUUCCAAUCACAAAGAGGUCCCAGUUUAAGCUUGUUUGAUUGGCGAAAAUCUCCUCCUAAAUUAAGAAAAUUGUGCGUGAGCGAGCAGCUGAUUCAUGUAAAAUGCGGUCGCUAUGAUGAGAGGGUUUUUUUUUUUUUUUUAAUCAAAUUCAACAUCUUGAGAUUGCUCGACA
Magnolia sinica is the source of this 1692-nucleotide messenger RNA. RefSeq names its product protein DETOXIFICATION 33-like. Gene Ontology annotation, biological process: xenobiotic detoxification by transmembrane export across the plasma membrane. Gene Ontology annotation, cellular component: membrane. The transcript has 8 exons. The record is from RefSeq and is a predicted model, not a curated record. NCBI's taxonomy places the organism in Eukaryota, Viridiplantae, Streptophyta, Magnoliopsida, Magnoliales, Magnoliaceae. Gene Ontology annotation, molecular function: xenobiotic transmembrane transporter activity; antiporter activity. The coding region runs from base 55 to 1548 and encodes 497 amino acids.